AUGAGUUCAUCAAUAGCAUCGACAGCAGCAACAACACUGACAAGACACAGUGGUGUACAGAAACAAGUAUUAUCACUAUACCGUAACUUUAUCAGACAAUCUAAACACAACUCUGAAGUAGUUUCUCAAGAAUCUUCUGUAUCAUCACCAUCAGACAACCAAAUCACAAACUAUAUCAAAGAUCAAUUUAGAACAAAAUCAAAGUCAAUAUCAAAGAGAGACAUUACAAAGAUUGAAGCAUUGAUAUCAAGAGGCAAGAGACAAUUAGAAACAUUAAAGAAUACAAGUGGAUUUAGUGUAGUUUCAACAACAACAUCGACAUCUCGAUCAGCAUCUACAACAUCCAACUAA
This is a messenger RNA of Cavenderia fasciculata, 351 nucleotides long. RefSeq lists its product as uncharacterized. NCBI's taxonomy places the organism in Eukaryota, Evosea, Eumycetozoa, Acytosteliales, Cavenderiaceae. Gene Ontology annotation, cellular component: mitochondrion. The record is from RefSeq and is a predicted model, not a curated record. The transcript has a single exon. Gene Ontology annotation, biological process: mitochondrial respiratory chain complex II assembly. Bases 1 to 351 code for a protein of 116 amino acids.